AUGCAACACUGUCGCAGCUUCCAUCAACAAAAUACGCUGCUUCAGUACGCAAUUACAGGAUGGGGGGUAGAAAAAGCUGACGAAAAGAAAAGUCGGCGCUUCGAGUGUACUUCGUCCAGGCAACAAGGAUCAGCGUCGUACAAACUUCUACUUGAAACCUUUUCUAACAAAUUGAAAGCUGCAAUGGCCUGUCAGGAUGACCGUUCUAAUAAUGCACGAACUCGUUUGCGCCAAGGGAGCAUUGCAGAUUUGGAAUUUGAUUGCUUUCCUAAGACAUCAAGUUAUGAGGAUACAGUAAGGCAGUUGGACAUAUAUUAUGGAAUAGUGAAAAGACAGAUUUUGCGAUUUCAAAGCCCUAUUACAGGACUUUUCCCUGUAAUAUCUCUAGAAACAAAGAUAGGCAGUGUUCGAGACAGUAUCUAUUGUGCAACUGCCAUAUGGAGUCUGUACCAAGCUUAUCGGAGAAUUGAUGAUGACAGAGGAAAAUCACAUGAAUUGGGUCAGUCAGCUGUCAAGUGCAUGAGAGGUAUCUUAGAAUGCUGGGUCAGACAGGCAGCUCGGGUUGAAUCAUUCAAAAUGCAACAAUGUGAUCGACAUGCAUUGCAUUGCAAAUUUCACCUUAUUACUGGUGAUGAAGUGUUUACCCAUGAUGAAUACCAUCAUUUACAGAUUGAUGUGGUUUCACUAUACUUGUUAAUGUUAGUUCAGAUGAUUACUUCAGGCCUCCAAAUCAUUUACACACAAGAUGAGGUGGCAUUUGUGCAGAAUCUAGUGUACUAUGUAGAACGAGCAUAUCGUACCCCUGACUAUGGUCACUGGGAACGUGGCAGUAAACACAAUGAUGGUACUCCUGAAAUCCAUGCAAGUUCUAUUGGCAUGGCCAAAGCAGCUUUGGAAGCUAUUAAUGGGUGCAACCUGUUUGGAGACAAAGGAGCAUCUUGGUCUGUAAUAUACGUUGAUAUUGAUGCACAUAACCGCAAUCGCAGUAUAUUCGAGACACUUCUUCCCAGAGAAUCUAGUUCAAAGGGAGUUGAUGCUGCUUUGCUGCCUACCAUUUCUUUUCCAGCCUUUGCGACACAUGAUGAAGUUUUGUAUUGCGACACUAAAAGCAAUGUAAUGCGACGAUUGCGAGGACAGUAUGGUUUUAAACGUUUUGGUCGAGAUGGAUACAAGUGUGUUUUAGAAGAUACCAACAGACAGUUCUACAGAAAUGGCGAAAUUAAGGCAUUUGAAAACGUGGAAUGUGAGUGGCCCCUGUUCUACAUUUUUAUGAUUAUUGAUGGAGUUUUUAAAACCAUGCCAGAACAAGUUGAUGAGUUUCAGAAUCUUCUUAAAACACGAAUAAAGCAUGAUGAAUGUGGAGAUCCUGUAAUUCCUAUGUACUUCUACGUGCCAGUGGAAUGUGUUGAAGCUGAGCGUAGAGAGCCUGGCACUCAAGAGCGGUAUCCUAGUGAAGUGGGGAGUGGUACUACAGGUGUUGGAACUUUCUUAUGGAACCAGGCUCUCUUCAUAAUAGCUCAACUUCUUACAGAUGAACUGCUUCAUGUAAAUGAACUUGACCCUAUCAGAAGGUAUCUUCCAUCUUACAAUCGUCCCAGAAGAGCUGGACGAUAUUCAGCUUUUCAGGGCACUGCCACAGAUCUGGUGGUACAAACAGUUCUUAUUGCUGAAUCAAUGAGGUUGCAAGCAAUGAUGGCAACUUAUGGUAUUCAAACUCAGACUCCACAUGAAGUUGAGCCUGUCCAAAUUUGGUCAUCAAAACAAAUGGUGACAGUGUUUGAACAACUUGGUGUCAAUAACAAAUUGGGACUCAAAGGAAGACCUGUACGACCAAUUGGUGCCCUGGGCACAAGCAAGGUCUAUCGUGUUUGCGGACUAACAGUUUUGUGCUAUCCACUAAUAUUUGAGGUUUCUGAGUUUUAUUUGUAUCGAGAUAUGGCAUUGCUUAUAGAUGAUAUCAAAACAGAGUUGCAAUUUGUUGGACGUUAUUGGCGAUUGUCAGGAAGGCCUACUAUGUGUCUGCUUAUUCGAGAGGAGCACAUGCGUGACCCACAGUUCAAAGAAAUGCUUGACUUAUUAGCUAUGCUUAAAACAGGUUAUUGUGAUGGUUUGAAAGUGCGUGUAGGUCGAUUGCAAAAUCUCAUAUCAUCUUCGUGUAUAGAACAUCUGGACUUUAUGAACACUGUGGAUGUGGAUCUUGAUCUUGUGCAGUUUCGACAGCUGGAGCAUGAAUAUAUUGGUUAUCAAAGCUUGACUGAUGUCCCUAAAACACUAACGUACUCAGAAGAAAUGAAAGAUUUUUCUCAUCUAGUUGGAAAGCCAACAUAUGAAAUCAUUGAAGUACUGCGUGCUACAACAGAAGGCUUACAUGCCCGAAGUCAAUUGUUCGGAUUGCUACUUAAAAAAGAAGGUCCCAACUAUGAAUUCAAUGAUGUAACAGUGCGAGAUCAUCUUCAAAACCUCUAUACUACUGCAGGAAGUCUUCGAAGUUGGGCUGCUGUUCGCUAUUGCAGUUCAUUAUUGCAUCACACUGUAGACUCUAUAUCACCAUUUAUUACCACUGUUCUGGUCAGUGGGAAACAACUUACAGUAGGAGUUGUUGGUCAACAAGAGACUGUAUUUGACAAACCAAUGACCCCAGCAGAAAUUCGUACUGUGAUGUAUGACACAGUACAGCCUUAUGAUGUAAUUGGAGCUGUCCUUCAGCAAGAAAUAGUCUUGUAUUGUGGACGCCUUAUUGCCACAAGACCAGAUAUACUCAGCACAUUAGAGCGCCGAAGAAUUGAAGGAUGUCUCUGUCGUGUUCCUGAUGAGUUCUAUAGUAAGGUCUGGGAUGUUACUGUGAGAACACGCCGAGGAGUGGCAGUGCAAGAAUGUUCUUUGCCUCAUCUUCCAACUCUUGCAGCUAUGGGUCGUUCAGAAUUGAAUUUUGCCUUACUUGUGGAACAAAUGCUUAAUCAUAUAACCAGACCUGAAUAUAGACAAAUCAUUGUUGAGUUAUUGUGCAUUGUGUCCACCAUUCUUCAGCGGAAUCCUGAACUUACCUUCCAGAACCAGCUUCAUUUGGAUCAUUUAGUCCAGGAAGCUUUUCAUUUGUUCUGCAAGGAUAACAACGUAGAAAAAUGUGAUGAUAUGACGGCAUUUUACUCUCAGCAUUAUGGUAUUACCACUGGUUACCUUGCUCGUGCUGUUGUCAACAAUGUUCUACAGGGAGGCCACCUGGCGACUCCAAUUUCAGAAGAAGAAGAUACCAACAAUGAAGAAACUUGUCGAGUCUCAUAGCUUUUUCCAGUGGGUCACUGAUGGGCCUACUUGUUACUAGUCAACUUUUGUUAAAAAUUAUCAUUAUAAAAAUUGGUUUAUCUUUAAGCAAAGCUCAAGUUUGAUAUUAAAAAUAAAAAGAAUUAAUGAGCUUAAUAAAUGUUUCUCGCUCAGAUCAUAAGUAUAACAAUAGAAAACAUAAGGGAUUUUUAAAUAUAUUAUUUUAUUUGUUUUCAUGACAAGUGCCAAAUAAUUAAAGAACAAAUGUAAAAAUUCUUCAUUUAGAUUUCUAUCAAUGUACAUAUCUUCAAUUGCUAAUGAAGCACAAUAAAAUACUCAAUUCGAUAGUUUUGGAUCUAAUUUGUAUAUUUGAACAAUAAAGCAAGA
Messenger RNA from Gryllus bimaculatus (two-spotted cricket), 3648 nucleotides. NCBI's taxonomy places the organism in Eukaryota, Metazoa, Arthropoda, Insecta, Orthoptera, Gryllidae. The record is from the annotation of a GenBank genome assembly.